Messenger RNA from Rotaria socialis, 1512 nucleotides. The record is from the annotation of a GenBank genome assembly. NCBI's taxonomy places the organism in Eukaryota, Metazoa, Rotifera, Eurotatoria, Philodinida, Philodinidae.
AUGUGCGCGCAUAUGGCUGAAUCCAAAUAUCUAAUUGAUCCGGAAACAGGAAAUCGUUUUCCGAUUGGAGGCUGCUUGAUUAGUCAACAGCCAUCAACUCUGCCAACGUUUGGAUCAUCAAGAACUCUUUCAAAUAAAGAAUUGCCUUCAUCAGUUGAUCUUCGACAACUAAUGACGCCUGUUGUCAGCCAAGGUGAUUUUAAUUCAUGUGUUGGCAAUGCACUAGCAGGUUCAUAUGAAUUUUUGAUAAUGAAAAAUACAAAAAAAGCUCUUAACAUUAGUCGUCUUUUUAUAUACUACAACGGUCAGAAGAUAGAUAAUCCAAAUGCCUAUAAAUUGGAGGAUAUUGGAACUUAUUUAAGUAGUGCAGUUAUGGGCUUAAAACGUUUUGGCUGCUGCAAAGAAGAAAUGUUCCCACACACCUCGGCAAAUCUGAAUAAGAGACCACCGGAACACUGCUUUAUAGAAGCUGCAAAAUAUAAAAUCAAAGAAGCUCUGGUUGUAGCUGUUGACUUGAAUGAAAUGAGAGGAUGCUUGGCUGAGGGUUAUCCGUUUGCAUUCGGUCUUGAAACGUUUCAAUCGUUUUUAAGAGCCGGAAAAAAUGGAGGUCGUGUCGAAAUGCCGAAUCUAUAUUAUGAGAAACAAAAUCAACAACACGGCUGGCACGCAAUGUUGGCAGUGGGAUAUAGCGAUCUAUCAAGAUGUUUCAUUGUUCGAAACUCAUGGGGUAAAAGUUGGGGUGACAAUGGCUAUUGCUACAUACCGUAUGAAUAUAUGUGUAACAAAGAUCUAUGCCAAGAUUUACAUACAAUCCAAUUAGUCGAUAACGACUCGGCUCGUCGUACAACUACAGAUGUUGUGAAUCCAUACGAUUGGAACAUUGAUAAGAAUAAGCCAUAUUACAUUCCACCGAACUAUCCUUAUCAAGAUUUCGAUUUCACAUUUUUCUGGAAAUUAAAUGAUACUUUCAACUAUUUUGCUAACUUGUGGAGUAAAGGAAAAACACUUCCUCUUGUAUGGGGCUCAUUGCCGACUGACGAUGUCAUCAGGCCCGAUCGUACACCAGUAUUGCCAAAGAAUGAAGUUCAAAUGUCGUUUAUUCUUUGGAUAGAUAGCAAAAAUAAUGCAAAUGCUCAAAUAGAGCAACGGUUUACGGCUGGUGGAGAUGUUAAAGUCGAUUUCUGUGAAACAUAUUCAAAAGGAGAAGCACAUAUCUCAAGACUGAGAGAAAGGAUUAGAUCAUCAUCUACUUUCCAAGUAAUUUGUCGUGGGUACUAUAGAGACGAAAACAAAAAUCCACUUAAUCUAUUACAAUUUCUCAACAAUAAUGGUUUAAGUCAUAUUCCAGUUAGUGUCUUUACUCAGGAUAAAUCUGGUUUAAUGAAUCAUUUGCAAAGGCAAGGACCAGCAAUUGGUAUAUAUGAUUGGCAACAGCGUUUGUUUAUUACAAGUAGUUCCGAGGAAUUGAUCACGAAUAUCAACGACAAAAACAAGAACAAACGCUAUCGCUAA